Molecule: messenger RNA, 273 nt
Organism: Rotaria sp. Silwood2
Lineage: Eukaryota; Metazoa; Rotifera; Eurotatoria; Philodinida; Philodinidae
Source: the annotation of a GenBank genome assembly
AUGGGUCGAUGGAUUGAUUUUCGACGAGACUAUAAAAGAAUGUAUCCAUGGUUUAUGAAAUCAGUUUGGUGUAUUUUUAAACAAUUAUAUGAAAAAGGUUUUGUUUACCGAGGUUUUAAAGUAAUGCCUUACCCAAUAGGUUGUUGUACUCCACUAUCAAAUUUUGAAGUUGGUCAAAAUUAUAUAGAUGUUGAUGAUUCAGCUGUUCGGGUAUCAUUUCCACUUGUUGAUGAACCAACAGUUAAACUUGUUGCUUUAAGAACAACACCAUAG